Molecule: messenger RNA, 716 nt
Organism: Aspergillus alliaceus
Lineage: Eukaryota; Fungi; Ascomycota; Eurotiomycetes; Eurotiales; Aspergillaceae
Exons: 1
Coding region: 40-234 (64 amino acids)
Source: RefSeq, a predicted model, not a curated record
UUUUAUGACUCAUUGCUAAACGCUGUGAGUUCAUAUUGCAUGGAGGAAUACUACCUCGUCGUUCUCGUCUCAGCUCCUAUCUCUUCUAUUCCCCUGCUUUCUUUCUCCUUCAGACGUGACCCCAAUGUACACACGCACAGAGAGAGCUAUGUACAGGUACACAAGAGCGUACAUACAGAUUGUAGUAACUCAUUGCAGAAAAAGCUCUACCCCUGGAUACUCGGAUCCGAAUAGCCCUAGAUAGAUAGAUAGAUAGGUAGAUAGAUAGUUAGAUAGAACGAGGGAUAGAGAAAGGAGAAACAGGGAGAACAAUUAAAGCCUCAUAUUUCCAAUGGUAUGUAAAGGAACUAAUCUUCAAUGUACUAGAUCCCACUUCCUUUUCACCCGAAAACUCAAGGCCCUCCACAAUCUCCACAUCGGGAAUUGAUUCCCCGGGACUCGUCAGCUGAAACGAAUUAGCAGAAGGGUAAGCUAUUUACCUAGUUAGGCUUUCCUCUCGCCGCGACAGAGAAGGAGGGGUAUGCAAGGGGUCUCUGGCACGCGUGGUAUGUGGUCAGUGAUUGGCAACAGAAUAAGAACUAGGACAAAUGAUAGGGCUCCGUCGGCAUCAUGACAACUAGCGUGCGAGAGCCAAUAACACACGGAUGGCAGAGUGGCUGUGCCUGUAAGGACAAAAGUUCCCUCAAAGAGAGUUAGUUCAUCAUGCGAGAAAAUAA